AUCCAAAUGUUCAAAGCUCUCCUCUACAAAAGCGUGUAGCUUUUUUAGAAUCUAAAGGUUUAACUUCCGAGGAAAUUGAAGAGGCAUUGAGGAAAGCUAAAGGUGAUGAGAUUACCAAGAAUACCGAAGUUGCCCUACCACAAAAUGCUCAAGCUAAUAAUGGCCCUUCAAGUGGUCAACCUGUAGUUAUGCAGCCUCCUCCGGUUCCAAGAAUGGACUGGAAAGAUUAUUUCAUUGCCGCUGUUCUUGUUGGUGGCAUUGGCUAUGCGAUCGUUGCGAUCGCUAAGAAAUAUAUUACUCCUCUUUUGACGUUACCAACUGCUGAAGAGCUUGAUCGAGACAAACAACUUCUUACUGAUCAGUUCACAACUGCUUCUGAAACUUUGGACACUGUCAAACUUGAUAUCCAACUUGUUAAAAAAAGCAUUGAAGAACAAUCUUUUAAAGUUAGGGAGGCUUUAGAGAGAUUGGAUAAUAUGUUGAAAAAUUUAAAGGAUCAUGAAAUAAAAAAAGAGGCUGAACUUAGAAAUUUAAAAGAAGAUGUAGACACAAUACGAGACUUGAUUCCAAAGUCUCAAUCUCAAUCCCUAAAUGAUUUACAACAAGAACUCAAAUCAUUAAAAUCUCUUCUUGCAAAUAGACGGACUCUUUCUAAUGAUGUAUUACCAUCGUCUCCGACAUCAACUGUUACCCCAACUUCUCCUAUUGUUCAAUCUAUAUCCUCUCAUCCUGGAAUUACUUCGGACCGUCCAACAAUCCCAACCUGGCAAAUGACAAACAACACUUCCACUGCAUCAAAAGUUCCUUUGGAUUAG
This is a messenger RNA of Racocetra fulgida, 815 nucleotides long. The record is from the annotation of a GenBank genome assembly. NCBI's taxonomy places the organism in Eukaryota, Fungi, Glomeromycota, Glomeromycetes, Diversisporales, Gigasporaceae.